AUCUAUUUUUCGGAUAACAGACUGAUCACAUUACAACUUUUUAUGUAAACAUAAUAAUCUUCAUUUGUCACUUAACACAGUUAAGAUUUAUUUUUGUCUAACGUGUUAUUAUUUCAGCCUGUAUACAUGUUCAGAGCAGCAGUUUGGAUAGUUGUUCUCGGGUUCAUAUUUAAGAUAGUUAUUGAUUACAGGGACUGGCUGGACUUGGAUAAAGAUGUCAUACUCUCAGUGACACCGGGGAAAUGUCAGAAUGUUAUAAAAGAUGGUGGAGCAGAGGAUCUGACCCAUGUCGGUAACGGCCUAAUUCUCAUGUCAACAGGAUUAUCUGAAACACCUGGUCAUAUCAGAGCCUUAAACCUGAACAAGAAAUUGGAAGUGGUUACCAUGAGUAUUUCCAACCCACCCGACAGGCCAGACUUCAUGAAUAAACCACACGGGUUGUCUGCAUGGCGAGAUCCUCAAACUGGUAAGCUAUAUCUUCACGUGAUAUCACAUGCCUCUGUGGAAUGUGUCGAAGCGUUUGAGGUUGACGAAGACAAGCUUGCCUUGAAAUAUCUAAAGACUAUCACCGAUUCAAGUUUUACUUUUAUGAAUGAUCUCGUUGCUGUUGGAAAAGAUCAAUUUUACAUCACUAAGUUUGCCCAUUUUCCUAUCCAUGACACGAAAAAGCUCAAUUUGGAAUGGCUAACACGUUUGAGAACAGGCAAAAUAUAUUUCUAUGACGGUGAAAAGAUCAUGGAUGCCGUAUCAAGUCUUCAAGAACCGAACGGAAUCAACAUUUCACCUGAUAAUAAGGUGAUUUAUGUGGCAGAAUGGGGAGCAAAAUAUCUCCGGGCCUACAAGAGGGAGUCCACGAACAGUCUUGUUGAAAUAUGGAGCAAGUAUGUUGCCACUGGUAUUGAUAAUAUAGAAGUGGACCCUAGCAACGGAGAUCUCUGGAUAGGAUCUGUUCAAGUUAGGUGGAAGGUGAUAGAUAUCUUAAAUGAGCCAAUACAUGGAGCCAAGCAUCCUGCUCAGGUCUUGCGAGUGAAACUGUCUGACAACACUAUCACACAAAUAGAAGAGAUAUUUUCUGACGACGGAAACUUCAUGUCUGGGACAUCGGUUGCUACCUAUGUGAAUGGCAAGGCAGUAAUUGGCACAGUGUCAAAUACCGCAGAAGUGUGUGAAGUCAACUAUUUGUCAAAGCCUGAUGACGUUAAACGAGGAGCGUGGCAGUGAUAAUUUUUGUGUGAAGAAAAAAGUUUUGUUUCUUAAAUCUAUGAUAUAUUGCAUGUAUAUAUCUUUGCAACGUUUUUGGUGAUAAUAUUUAAAUAUUUAUCAUCAUCUUCAGUAAUCGCCUCACUGUAGAAGAGUAUGUUUGUUAGUGGUAUGUUUGUUAGGUAUUGGUGUGUUUGGUCACACCCGUUUUGUGUCAUUAUCAAAUUUGCUCAUUUUGUGAUAUUCCUAAAUGUUAUUAACUCUUACUAUACCAUGCUGAACAGGAUUUAUUCUCAGUAUCUGUUUAGUUAGCACCCAUUUUAACAGUUAAUGGCGCUGUCCAAAUUGAAAUAUGGACAAAUUCAUUAUAGAAAUUUAGCAGGGUAUAGUAAGGGUUAAAGAACAGAAAGCUAUGUUUGCUCGACAACCCAGUUAAACACAAUGCUUAUAAACACUUUAGUAUACUAGCAGAAUGUAUGUUUUAGUCUCUAAUAAAGGAUUCAGAUACCA
Mercenaria mercenaria is the source of this 1710-nucleotide messenger RNA. RefSeq names its product serum paraoxonase/arylesterase 1-like. The record is from RefSeq and is a predicted model, not a curated record. Gene Ontology annotation, molecular function: arylesterase activity. NCBI's taxonomy places the organism in Eukaryota, Metazoa, Mollusca, Bivalvia, Venerida, Veneridae. The coding region runs from base 127 to 1221 and encodes 364 amino acids. The transcript is spliced from 9 exons.